Messenger RNA from Culicoides brevitarsis, 2895 nucleotides. RefSeq lists its product as uncharacterized. Gene Ontology annotation, cellular component: pericentric heterochromatin; nucleus. NCBI's taxonomy places the organism in Eukaryota, Metazoa, Arthropoda, Insecta, Diptera, Ceratopogonidae. Gene Ontology annotation, biological process: chromatin remodeling; replication fork processing. The coding region runs from base 286 to 2748 and encodes 820 amino acids. Gene Ontology annotation, molecular function: chromatin DNA binding. The record is from RefSeq and is a predicted model, not a curated record. The transcript is spliced from 3 exons.
AUUCUUAUAUUAGAGGGACGGUAAAGCAGAUGUAAAAUCUACUUCGUGUGAACAUUUUAAAUAAAUUUUUUACCACAUUCAAUGUGAUGUGAAGAAAAUCUUCAUUUUAGUGCUAUUUGAAGAAGUUUAAAGCAAAAAAAUCAAUGAAAUUGUAAAAUUUCAAGACUUUGUGAUUAAAAAAAUCUAAAAGUAUUAUAGUAAUGUACUAUAAAAUACUCAUAUAAAGAUAAAAUUUUAGGAAAAAUAUCAAAAAAUUGUGAUUAAAAUCGACAAAAACCAUUCAGGAUGGCACAAAAAUAUUACGAUGAUUCCGGUUAUGAAGUCAACUUCGAAGACGACAUUCCCGAAUCUGAGCGCCUGCAUUACUUGAAAGUAUUUCCAACCGUAGAUAAAGUAGCUGAACGACGAAUUCACUGCACAUCAUGCAAUUCGCAUAUUGGCACAGCUCCAUUUGCCGAAGCGCGAAUUCGCAUGCAUCCCGUACUGAAGGUUACGCAUUGUCGUAACUGCCAUUCGUUCUACAACAGCGGCGAAUUUGACAAAGGCGAAGAUGGUAGCGAGCUUUAUUGUCGUUGGUGCGGACAAGGAGGCGAAGUUUAUUGUUGCAGCAGUUGCCCCUACGUGUUUUGCAAGAAAUGUAUCGUGCAGAAUUUCUCCCGUUCGAUGAUCACGGAGAUUGAGAAGCAAGACAAUUGGGAAUGUUUCGCUUGUUCACCCCAAAUUUUGUUCAAUUUGAGAUCGCAGCAUUGGGCUCUCGUGAAUUUUAUUGAAAAACAAACCAAAGAGAUAAUUAGUGCAAAUUUACCGUCGGAUGAACAUGAAGAACGAAUGUCGCACGACAGUACAACUUGUUGUCGUCGAAAAACUGAUGCCACGAAAAAAGCUCCUGCCGCUGCUUCGAAAAAACGUUCUGCGAGCCCAGCAAAAGCUCCGCCCGCGAAAAAACCCCCAGAGAGAGUCUUCCGUGCCUCAACUUUGCUGAAUGGCGGAACAUCUGCUCCUCAAAUUGCAUCUUCUCGUCCUUCGCAACAACCAACUCGAGCAGCUGCAUCAAAUCUCGUGUGUGCUCCCGAUAUUUUGAGCAUGUUUAGUGAUGCUGAUCCCGCGCCAACGCCCAUUUCUCCUGCGGCGCCUCGUAUUAUCCUUCAAACGCAACCAACGACGCGUCGUUCAACUGCUUCGGAAAAUCCUCCGCCGCUCGCUGUUCGUCAAUACGUGGGAGGAAAUGUUCGACCCACAGCUUCGGCUCAACAAAAACAAGCUCCAGUUCCGAUGGUACAAAUUUCGCAUGGACCUCGCCCGGUAGCUGGAAGUUUUGCGAGAUCAGGCGCUGCGGGCGGAGCUCCCGUUUAUCACACAAUUCAAGGAUAUCGCAUCGAUUUGAAUUGCGCCGCGAAUCAAGAAACCUUCCGCUUGCCCAAUGGAAAAUAUAUUCAGGUGAAAAAGCAACCUCCGACUCUUGCACCGCUUCCUGCAGCUCGAAAUCAGUUAAGAACCUCACUUGGACAGGCAUUAGUUAACAACUACGGGGUUCGUUAUUCGAAUCCGACGCAUCCGCAAAUGCAACAACGUCUCAUUCAAGUUCAACAGCCGACGCAAGUUCAGCAAGUUCGUGCCCCGCCAACAGGAUUGUCGCUUCAACCGCCGCCCAUGACCUUGGAAAAACCCUCACAUCCCCCAACUCCUUUAGGAAUGGCUCGAAAUGCAUUCGAAUUUAAAGUUUUAAACACUUUGGAGGUUUGUCAUCAAAUAAUCGGCAAAAUUAACACAUUAACAAAUUAUCCUUCAUACAAAACUGUCAAUCACAUUUCCGAGCUAAAAGAUCUCUACAAACAUCUUUCGUAUCUCCUUUCGUAUACUGUGGGUCGUUUCAAGACUCUUCAAGACAAAUGCGCGCAAGAAACAAAAGACCUCGGUUUCGACGAAGAUACAGAAAAAACUGCCAACACCCCGGAUGACGAACUUGAAGUCGUUGAACAACAAACGACAGUCAUCGAAAUCGAUUCUGAUGCCGAACAAGACACCGAAACGGAAGUUCAGUCAUCCUCAGGAAGUACUCCGUUACGCCCAAUUUUAGAACCAAGACCUUCGAUAUCGUCAAUUGACUCAGAAUCUGUUGCGCCAUCGAUCUCGAGCCUAAUUGACGACUUGAACGAUCCAAAAUUACGCCUUGAACCACGUGUCGAGGUCAUUAGAGCGGAAUGUUUGAUCCCGAGUGUCAAUCAACUCUUGAAAAAUGAAGUGAAAAAUGCGACACAAAUGAUCAAAAUAAACGUUGAAGGCGAAAAAAGUGAUGAAAAUGCUCAAAACGAGGAAGGAAACGACGAAGAAGAAGACUUGAUGUCGAAUUUAUUGGAAGUAACGCCCGAUAUAUCUGUCAUGAUGGGUACUAAUGACGAUGAGGAAACAGUAAAAAUACCAUUAAGCGAUGGAGAAGAUGAUGUCGUUGAAAUUUCAGACAGUCCGUGUUCGGAAAAACCUGCAACUCCAACGAAUGAGGGUACGGAAGAGGGAGAAAUUGUUGGAAAUGUCGAAAAAACAAAGGAAAAUGAGGUUUCUGAGACAAAUACUUCUAAAAAUGACGACGAAGAUGUUGUCAUGUUGGAUGAUGACUCGCCAGAUAAUACCUUGAAGGCACAAGAAACGAACGAAUUGUUGAAAAAGACACAGAAAAUGCUGCGGAAACAGUUUCUGAGGAUAAAAAUGAUGAAAGUUCGGAAGUUAUGCAAGUUGAUGAGACUCCUGUAGAAGAAGAGACCCCUAAAGAAGUUCCUGUAGAAGAAGAAAGUACAAAAAAUGUUUCAACGGAAGAUGUUAACGACAAAUCUGAUGAUGUUUCAACAGUUCCCGUCGAAGAAGAAGUCGAAAAAUUGCCUGAAACGACUGAAAUUACUG